AUGAUUGAGGUAACAAUAAUUAUAAACAACAUCUCUUUGUAAUUAGAGCUAAGUACUGAAGAAACAGUUGAAAAAGUUAAGGAUUUUCUGAUUGAAAAUUUAGAUUUAAAUUUUGGAUAAAAUGGAUGGAACUGUUAUUCAGAAUAAAGAGGAUGCCUUUUGCAACCAAAAUAAAGUAUUGGGACAUGUGAUAACGAUACUUUGAUUUUUAAUAAUACUGAAAAUUUAUACAAAUCAUAAAAAUCUCGCUUUCUUAUAGGUGACAUUAAAAAAUAUAGAUUAGAAGAUUAAUAUUAUAAAAAUCUAGAAAUUUAAGUGGAGUUUUUAACUCAAAAGUAAUUUUUUAUGAUAGAAUUCGAUGUUACAAUUUAAGAGAUCUUUGAUAUUAUGAUUUAGCAUUAGAAUUUAAUUGAUAGCAAAGCUAAUAUCAAAAAGGAAACUCAUGAAUGGAUUUGCUAUUCAAAAUAAAGAAACAUUUUAUUAUAGUUUGAUGAAAUAGUGGGAUACUAUCCAAAUGAUAUUUUAAUAUUUUAUCUUCAAUAAGAUUUGUAAAAUAGUUAAAUCAUAUUCAAAGAAUCCAAUUUUAAUUCAGAAUCAACUAAUAUUAAAUUGGACCAAGAAGAUAUAGAGGAGAUAGUUAUUGAUACAACAAUAUAAGAUUUUCAAUCAGAAAAUUAAUGUGAUCUGAAAAAGAAUUCAGAAUUUGGAGAUUAGCAAAAUAAUAAGUUACUUAGUGUUUCUUAGAAUAGAUUGAAAUGCUAUGAACUUUCAAAAUAGAUUUAAUAAAUAAAGAAGUAAAUAAAUGAUAGAUUUACAUCAAUUAAAGAGUCAUUGAUAGAAAAACUAAAUUAGAAAGAAAAAUAAAUGACAGACUUAUUGUUGAAAGACUAUGAAGAAAUAUUCUAAUUGGCAUUUUCAUUAGAGACACCUAGAAAUUCUUCUAAAUUACAAGAAUUUAUCCUGAAAAAAAACAUAGUUAAUUUCUAGAUAUAGAAGAAUGUUUCAUUAUUGAAAAAUCUUACUUCAACGUGGAAGUUUGAGAUAAAUAAAAUAGGAAAUGAAGAUAUAUUGGAGGUGGAAAAUUCCAGAUUACACUUACAAGUCGAAAGAGAAACAACUGGAAUUGAAUUAUUAAAGUAUCUUGAAUAAUUGUACACAUGUUAAUAGAAUUAUAAAGUUGGGUUUGAAUGCUAUUCCUUAAAAAACAAAAAUAGAAUUAAUAUGACCUGUGAAUUAGGAAAAACAAUACUAAAUGAUGAUAUAAUUGUAACCAAUCAAUUCUUAUUGACAAUUCAAUCAGAUGGAUUAGAAGAAUUUUUAAUAACUGUUGAAAAGCUGAGAGGAAGACAACAUUGUAUUUGA
This is a messenger RNA of Paramecium tetraurelia, 1362 nucleotides long. RefSeq lists its product as uncharacterized. The transcript has 3 exons. Lineage: Eukaryota; Ciliophora; Oligohymenophorea; Peniculida; Parameciidae. The record is from RefSeq and is a predicted model, not a curated record.